CAGCUGCUGCAGCCGCGGCCGCUCCUCCCACCCCGGGCAGGGCUCGUCAUGUGGCGCGUGGCGCGCGUGCUGUGUGUGCACGCUGCAAACCUCAGCAAGUUCUCGGGACCUUGCAACAGGCCUGCCGCCUUCAUGUCCACUCUACUGAUCAAUAAGCCUCAGUACGCCUGGCUGAAGGAGCUGGGGCUCCGCGAGGAGAACGAGGGCGUGUACAAUGGAAGCUGGGGCGGUCGGGGAGAGGUUAUUACCACCUAUUGCCCUGUUAACAACGAGCCAAUUGCAAGAGUCAGACAGGCCAGCGUGGCAGACUAUGAAGAAACUGUCAAGAAAGCAAGAGAAGCUUGGAAAGUUUGGGCAGAUAUUCCUGCUCCAAAGCGAGGAGAAAUAGUAAGACAGAUUGGUGAUGCCUUGCGGGAGAAGAUCCAAGUACUGGGAAGCUUGGUGUCUUUGGAGAUGGGGAAAAUCUUAGUGGAAAGCGUGGGGGAAAUUCAGGAGUACGUGGAUAUUUGUGAUUAUGCAGUUGGUUUAUCGCGGAUGAUUGGGGGACCUGUCCUGCCCUCUGAAAGGCCUGGUCAUGUGCUCAUUGAGCAGUGGAAUCCCGUAGGCCUGGUUGGAAUCAUCACGGCUUUCAAUUUCCCCGCGGCGGUGUAUGGCUGGAACAACGCCAUCGCACUGAUCUCUGGGAACGUCUGCCUGUGGAAAGGAGCCCCAACAACUUCCCUCAUUAGUGUAGCUGUCACAAAAAUAGUCGCCCAGGUUCUAGAGGACAACAAGCUGCCUGGGGCAAUUUGUUCUCUGAUGUGUGGUGGAGCAGAUAUCGGCACAGCCAUGGCCAAAGACGAGCGGGUGAACCUGCUGUCCUUCACGGGGAGCACGCAGGUGGGAAAACAGGUGGCCCUGAUGGUGCAGGAGCGGUUCGGGAAAUGUUUGCUGGAACUUGGAGGAAACAAUGCCAUUAUUGCUUUUGAGGAUGCAGACCUCAACUUAGUCGUUCCAUCAGCACUCUUUGCCGCCGUGGGGACCGCUGGCCAGAGGUGCACCACCGCGAGGCGACUGUUUUUACAUGAAAGCAUCCAUGAUGAAGUUGUAAGCAGACUUAAAAAGGCCUACUCACAGAUCCGCGUUGGGGACCCGCUGGAGCCUAAUGUGCUGUAUGGGCCGCUGCACAGCAAACAGUCAGUGAGCAAGUUUCUCGGAGCAGUGGAAGAAGCAAAGAAAGCGGGCGGCACUGUGGCCUCUGGGGGCAAGGUUAUGGAUCGCCCUGGAAAUUAUGUAGAACCCACAAUUGUGACAGGCCUUGCCCAUGACGCACCCAUUGUGCACACAGAGACCUUUGCUCCAAUUCUCUACGUUAUUAAAUUCAAGGAUGAAGAGGAGGCCUUUGCCUGGAAUAAUGAGGUGAAACAGGGACUUUCAAGUAGCAUCUUUACCAAGGAUCUGGGCAGAAUCUUCCGCUGGCUUGGACCUAAAGGAUCAGACUGUGGUGUUGUAAACGUCAACAUUCCAACCAACGGGGCUGAGAUUGGAGGAGCGUUUGGAGGAGAAAAGCACACUGGCGGUGGCAGGGAGUCUGGCAGUGACGCCUGGAAACAGUACAUGAGAAGGUCCACAUGUACCAUCAACUACAGUAAGGACCUUCCCCUGGCCCAAGGAAUCAAGUUCGAGUAAAGGUGUUUCACUUGGCCAUUCCUUAAUGUCUUAUAGGCCUUUCUGCAGCUGCCCUGAAGACCAACAAUAUUAAGCUUUGCCUUGAAUAAAUGUAUCAUUUUGAAUAUGACAAUGGCUAAUCUAUGACCCUCAAGCCCUGACUAAGUCAGUAGACUAAUUUUUUUUUAAAUAAAAAUGUUCACAAUCUUGCUACAUUCAGUAAAAAAUGAGUUCGAUGGA
Molecule: messenger RNA, 1887 nt
Organism: Chinchilla lanigera (long-tailed chinchilla)
Lineage: Eukaryota; Metazoa; Chordata; Mammalia; Rodentia; Chinchillidae
Gene: Aldh7a1
Product: aldehyde dehydrogenase 7 family, member A1
Exons: 18
Coding region: 49-1668 (539 amino acids)
Molecular function (GO): aldehyde dehydrogenase (NAD+) activity
Source: RefSeq, a predicted model, not a curated record